Messenger RNA from Mytilinidion resinicola, 1479 nucleotides. Its product is annotated as phospholipase C/P1 nuclease. The record is from RefSeq and is a predicted model, not a curated record. The transcript has 3 exons. Gene Ontology annotation, molecular function: nucleic acid binding; endonuclease activity. Gene Ontology annotation, biological process: DNA catabolic process. NCBI's taxonomy places the organism in Eukaryota, Fungi, Ascomycota, Dothideomycetes, Mytilinidiales, Mytilinidiaceae. The coding region runs from base 423 to 1340 and encodes 305 amino acids.
UUCUUCAUAUAGAUUAUUGAGCUGAAUUAUGGUUCAGUGGUACCCAACGUCAAACCACGUGCCGAUAGAACUCUUUCGUGAGGCUACCAAGCACACCACAACCCACACUGCUCUUCUCAUCGAACAUUUCGGAUGCUUCCUCUUUCAAAUACUCCCAUAUAAAAAGUUAAUAGAGCACAUUCAGCUCCACCAUAAAACAGCCUCUAGUACGCUAAUCGAUACCUCUAAGUGACGAUCAGAGCCCAGGCGCGCGGCUAUUGCAUUCCAGACCAACGCCAGCUCUCGCAUGCUCAACGCCUACUGAUUGAGGUGAGCUGAAAUUGUAGUCGCGUUUAUAUAGUGCUCCGGCUGCCCCAAAUAUCCAUCUCUCCUCCAAAUUUGUCAAAGAUCAAAAUUAUCAUUUCUUUAUCGUCGUCUUCGCAAUGCGCUUCACAACCCUCAUCCCCCUCCUCUCCCUCACCCCAGCCGUCUACAGCUGGGGCGAGCUCGGCCACCGCACCGUCGCCUACCUCGCAUCGAAACAUUUCACCAGAGAUGCCUCAGAACUCGUCAACACCCUCCUGGCGAACGACCAAGGCUGGGACAUCUCAGACGGCGCUAUCUGGGCCGACGCCAUCAGACACCGAAAUGGGUACACCCAUACCGGCGAAUGGCAUUAUAUAGACGCCCUCGACGAUCCCCCAAACUACUGCAACGUGACCUACACCCGCGACUGCAAAUCCGGCCCAGGGUGCAUCGUCGACGCCAUCGCCAACUUCACGUCUCGAAUCAACAACCCACAUCUCGACUUAGUGCAGCAAAAAGAAGCGCUCAUGUUCAUCAUCCACUUCAUCGGCGACAUCCACCAGCCGCUGCACACGGAGCACCUCUCGCGCGGCGGCAACGGCAUCAAGGUGUGUUUCGACGCGCAUUGCGGCGAGAGGGAGAACUUGCAUGGCGUGUGGGAUAGGGCUAUCCCGCAUAAGCGGCGUGCACUUAGUGCUGCGGAAAGCGAUAAGGUGAUACUGAAAGCGGCGGCGGCGGCAUGGGCGGAGGAGUUGUAUUUGCGGGAGGAGAAACGGGCUGCCCAGUGUGAUGACGUCGAGACGGCGCAGAUGUGCGCGUUGGAGUGGGCGAGUGAAGCGAAUGCGUGGGUCUGUGGGUUCGUGUUGGAGAAGGGGCAGGCGUGGCUUGAGGGGAACGAUUUAGGUGGUGAGUAUUUUGAGGGUGCGGGCCCCAUUGUAGAUGAGUUGGUUGGGAAAGCGGGAUUGAGACUCGGGAAUUGGCUGAAUGCUUUGGCGGCAGAGAGGGCCGCUGCAGAGACUAUGUUGGUGCAGGACGGAGAGAGGAGUGAGGUUUGAUGAGCUACAAGACAUGAAUUGAUGUAUGCCAUAAUUGUCGAUGCUAUUUGGUAUCUAUUGCGCUAGUGGUAUAAUGAUGUGCAAAGACGAGAUGACUGUUACCCGAUCAAUCCCUCCUGCGGCUGAUGAGGCUUCUUUG